AUGAGAUUCUGGAUUCUAUUUUCAGUUUCUGCUAGAGCUAAUCAAUGUUUACCAAACGUAUCAGAGGUAGUCGUUAACACAGGACCAUUUUUUGGCGGGAAAAUUGCUGUGGAAAACAAUGACGACGAGAGAUGUGUUGUAAACGGGAACAGAAGCAGCCCUCAAGAUUCUUACACAAUCAACAUAGUCCAUGAUAUAUGCGGAAGCAAAAUAAUGAACAAUUCUAGGGUAGAUACCACGAUUGUGGUCCAUGAAAACAGAAAUAUUAUCACCCAAAACUCGCGGCGAUAUUUAGUUCAAUGUAACCUGAUACCGAAGGCUUUCACCAUCCGUGCUGCCGUUUAUAUUCCAAAACCCCACAAAAAUGGCUUAAACAUGAAACCUGUGGAUCAGGAUAAAGACGUGAAAACUCCAGAUCAGUAUAUAAACAUGGAACUGGUGGAUCGUAAUAUAAAGAUGAAUUCGGUGGGUGAUGAUAUUAGUGAUACCAGAAAUGAUAUUUUCACCUAUGAUCACUAUAAGCAAAACAAUGUCAGAGACUCAAGAUUUUUGGCGCAACAAAGUGCCUCGGUGGACAAAACUGUUGAGACAACAGAUUCUAACGCUAUUGGACAGCUGACUUUGAUGGUUAUCCUGGUAAUUGCCGCUGUUGUAGGAUGUACUACCGCUAUAUGGUGGCUAGUAGUGUCAAAGAAACGGGGCGAAACGGAUAUCAAGCCAGCGUCUACGACAGGAUCGUACGUUAGGUUUUCACCAGACAAUGAUACCUUGAUGCAAGAAGUACUCCAAGACGAGAAAGACAAAAAUAUUUUUCAAGCCUAUUCUACACCUGUAACACUGAAAUCGGUGAAAUCACUCCCAGAAGUAUAUUCUUCGAACUAA
Limulus polyphemus (Atlantic horseshoe crab) is the source of this 882-nucleotide messenger RNA. RefSeq lists its product as uncharacterized. The record is from RefSeq and is a predicted model, not a curated record. The coding region runs from base 1 to 882 and encodes 293 amino acids. The transcript is spliced from 4 exons. NCBI's taxonomy places the organism in Eukaryota, Metazoa, Arthropoda, Merostomata, Xiphosura, Limulidae.